Eurytemora carolleeae is the source of this 2185-nucleotide messenger RNA. RefSeq lists its product as uncharacterized. The record is from RefSeq and is a predicted model, not a curated record. NCBI's taxonomy places the organism in Eukaryota, Metazoa, Arthropoda, Copepoda, Calanoida, Temoridae. Gene Ontology annotation, biological process: tissue development; regulation of transcription by RNA polymerase II; hormone-mediated signaling pathway. Gene Ontology annotation, cellular component: RNA polymerase II transcription regulator complex. Gene Ontology annotation, molecular function: RNA polymerase II cis-regulatory region sequence-specific DNA binding; nuclear receptor activity; zinc ion binding. The transcript is spliced from 20 exons. Bases 45 to 2162 code for a protein of 705 amino acids.
AUUUUUUAAAGUCAAGUGAGGUGAAGGAUUGGUGGUGAGGAGAUAUGGAGGAGGAGUUUCAAGGAUUUAUUCCACCUAAGGAUUGGGUCAGGCGGGCAGACGGUUCAGCACAUCUUAAUUCAGGACAAAUGUUUUCUGAUGAUGAAAAGUUUAAGAAGAAAAAAGCAGUUUUAAAUAAACAGUGCUGGGUCUGUGGGGCCCCUGCUGCAGAACAUGUUCAUUACGGGGCAAUUUGUUGCUACAGCUGCCGGGCAUUCUUCCGUAGAUCUGGAGCCAGGAACUAUCAAUGUAUUCGAGGAGAUUUUCAGUGCGAGGUCAACACAAAGUUCAGGAAAUACUGUAAGAAAUGUCGGUAUAAGAAAUGCUUGGAUUCUGGAAUGAAACCGGAAUUAGUUGAUGCUUCAUUGAGGAACAGAGAAGCAGACAUUAAAUCUGUCAAAGGUCAGACAGUUGCCUAUCAAGAUGACGCUUCUCAAGAUUUUAACGAGGUGAAGGUUCCAAUUUGCGAGGCAGAGACAUCUAAACAUGCUUCAUCAGUUAUAGAAAAACUGGCACCCAGGCAGAGUCUUGGAAGUGCACCACAGGCCUGGCCUAAAAUGGAGGAACAACCAUUUAUCAAGGGAUCAGUCGGAUUGUUCGACCUGCCACCUAGCAAGAGAAAAUCGAACUUUCAUGCUCCCACUGGUGGCCUGAGGUUUAAACAGGUUUCUACCAUUCAGACGAAUAAUAAGAUAAUCCAGAGGGAGGAGUUAUAUAAUUCUGCUGAAUUACAACUCAAGAAGGAUCUUAUAAGAUACAAGAAGGAGAAACUAGAGGAAGAAGAAAGAGCCCUGUGGGCCGAGCAAAAGUCUACAAAUAGGGACAGAAGUGGAUUUUUCAGUCCCGUAGGAAUCGAACAAUUUGGAGGGGGUAUUGGAGGCGAUAUCGGAGAUAAUAUUGGAGGCAGUAUCGGAUGUGGUAUUGGAGUUGAUUGGUCUGGGAAAGGAGGAGUAAUGUACCCCGGAGAAGGCGGAGGGAUAGGAUAUGAUGCAGGUUUUGGAGGGUACGGAGAUAGAGGAAGGUUCGGAGGAGAUGGAGGUAUGCUCGGAGGAGAUGGAAGGAGUUUCGGUGGAUAUGGAGGGAGGUUUGGACCCAAUAAAGAUGAAAUGUAUAACAGAGGCAAAGAAUACGGAAUAUUUAAUCCACAAAUGGUUGAAUAUGAAAAAAGAAAGUACAUGAAUGAGACGAAUAUUUAUCGUCCGAUCCACACUGUGUAUACUCUCAAGGAUAUAAACGAAGAAGAAAUGAUGGUUGACGAAGAAGACUGUAAGACUGGGUUGUGCGAGAUAUUUGAUGGAGUGUCCACCCUGUCCCCAGCAUAUCAACCAAUAUCUAAAAAUAUCUUCAAUGUUUCAUCAAUCAUAGAGACUCAGAACCAGAGGAUUUCCGUUAUACAGGGACCCCGUAAGCCUACUGCUGAAGAUUUAAAGAAACCCCUGAAGAAAAGAACUUGCACCAAGAUGUGUAAAAGUUUCUACAGGAAGUUUCUCUACUGUGAACCAAUCAUCAAACUGACAUGGGAGGAGAAAAACUUCAUCGACAAGCGCGUCGUUGAAACCAGGCGGUUGGUCGCUAUGGUCCAAGGAAAUCCAACUAUGCAGGAGGGCUACGGGUUGGAUGAGUUCAAGGAAGAGAGAAAAUCUGCGGUCAAAAGUUUCUCGUCAAAUUUUGAACCAAUUUUUGGAAAACUCCGAAGCAAAAAUAUGAGUGAGAUCAAGAGCAUGGGUUUGAUGGAGAGCAGGUUUCUUUGUUGUGCACUUACCUCGAUUGCAGUUCGUCUCUUCGGAGGUUCCCGAGAUGGUGCGAUGAUAACACCUGAAUAUACUUCAAAGUACGCCGGUAUGCUUAGAACACCCUGGGCCUGCAGUUAUGAGGAAGAGGAGAAGGUUGUUGGUACACUUCGAAAGCUUGGAGAACUUAUUGGAAGUGACGAGAAGUUAGAAGUACUCUUCACAACUUGUAUAAUGCGAGGAUUCCAGGAUCCAAGAUCUGCAUUUAUGCAGCUGGAAAGAGGAAAUACACACACAGAUGAUUCAGGAAAAGAUAAAGCUCCUGAAGAAAGUCUAGAGGAUGAGCCAGGACAUCCAGCUAAACACAAACCAGCACCAGAGGAAGCAAGGUGAGAUAUCGUCCAGUGAGAACAAGA